AUGCGCUACGCCGACCCCUCGGCGAACCGGGAUUUGUUGGGGAACCGAACUUUACUCUUCAUCUUCAUCUGCGCCUUCGCCUUGGUGAGACCUUGGUUGCUGGCAACAUGCAGGCGCAGAAACUACAUCAAGAGGUACAUGGAGGCAUAUGAAGGGAGUUUCAAAGGUGAGAGCACGCGCUGUCUCGAGAUGGCAGCUAGUCUGCUUGGGAUUCUCUCUCUCUCUGUGGUGAAGCAGUCGGAGCUAUUCGACAGAUGGAAGAGCCUGCAGAUGUGCAGAUGGGCAAUGAAUAUCUCUGAGGCCAACCAGUUCAAGUCCACUCUGUCCAGGUGCUGCAACGCCCCCUCCUUCCUCUUCACGACGCAGAAGAACACGCCCCUGGGGACGAAGCUCAAGUAUGAAGUGGACACCAGCGGCAUCUACCACAUCAACCAGGAGAUCUUCCGCAUGUUUCCCAAGGACAUGCCCUACUACCGGUCCCAGUUUAAGAAGUGUGCAGUGGUGGGCAAUGGAGGCAUCUUAAAGAACAGCCGCUGUGGGAGAGAGAUCAACAGCGCUGACUUUGUCUUCCGGUGCAACCUACCCCCCAUCUCGGAGAAGUACACCAUGGAUGUGGGAGUGAAGACGGAUGUGGUCACUGUGAACCCCAGCAUCAUCACCGAGAGGUUCCACAAGUUGGAGAAGUGGCGGCGGCCCUUCUACCGGGUGCUGCAGGUGUACGAGAACGCGUCGGUGCUGCUGCCCGCCUUCUACAACACGCGCAACACCGACGUGUCCAUCCGCGUCAAGUACGUGCUGGACGACUUCGAGUCGACGCAGGCCGUGUACUACUUCCACCCGCAAUACCUGGUCAACGUGUCGCGCUACUGGCUCAGCCUGGGGGUGCGCGCGAAGCGCAUCAGCACCGGCCUCAUCCUGGCCACCGCGGCGCUCGAGCUCUGCGAGGAGGUGCACCUGUUCGGCUUCUGGGCCUUCCCCAUGAACCCCUCGGGCCUCUACAUCACCCACCACUACUAUGACAACGUCAAGCCCCGCCCCGGCUUCCACGCCAUGCCCUCUGAGAUCUUCAACUUCCUGCACCUGCACAGCCGAGGCAUCCUCCGCGUGCACACGGGCACCUGCACCUGCUGCUGA
Puma concolor (puma) is the source of this 1134-nucleotide messenger RNA. The record is from RefSeq and is a predicted model, not a curated record. Lineage: Eukaryota; Metazoa; Chordata; Mammalia; Carnivora; Felidae.